This is a messenger RNA of Penicillium angulare, 1023 nucleotides long. RefSeq names its product Dehydrogenase multihelical. NCBI's taxonomy places the organism in Eukaryota, Fungi, Ascomycota, Eurotiomycetes, Eurotiales, Aspergillaceae. The record is from RefSeq and is a predicted model, not a curated record. The coding region runs from base 1 to 1023 and encodes 340 amino acids. The transcript has 2 exons. Gene Ontology annotation, molecular function: oxidoreductase activity.
AUGCGUGCGGUGACUGUUGGUAUUCUCUCCAUCGGAGACAUGGGUCUCGGAAUGGCGAGGUUGCUCAAGGCCCAUGGAUAUCGUGUGAACACGGUCGGAGAGGGGAGAAGUGAACACACUUUAGCACGAAUUACCGCCGCCGAAAUCGAGGUUUUACCAUCCGACCAGGAACUAGUGGUAGAGGCAGACUACAUUUUAUCGAUUGUGCCUCCUCGCGAUGCCCUAGCCAUAGCCGAACGUAUUUCGCAUUCAUGCAAACAAAUGGAUACCGCGACAAGACGUGAGGCACUAGAAGACGUGAACGGUCGGCCGAGUCGCAGCCCAUUGUACUUUCUCGAGCUGAAUGCAACCCCCGGCCGACUAGCAGAGGAAAUGGCCGAACUAUUUGUAAUGGAUAUAACAAAUGCGACCACGUCAACCGAGGCCUCGACUCAUUGCCACUUUCUAGAUGGUGGAAUCAUUGGAGGCCCGCCGUCCCGAAACACGGAGGACGGUAAGUGGAAGAAACCUAGCAUAGUACUCUCGGGAUCAGUGGACCUACCCUCCACUUGGGCACCGCUGGCGGAGGUCCUAAAUCUAAAGCUAGUGUCGGAGCGGAUUGGAGCAGCUUCCACCUUGAAGUUAUCCUUUGCGGCGCUCACCAAAGGUCUGACGGCAUUAUCGAUCAUGUCGUUCUCCACUGCCCAGCGGGAAUCACUUUUGCCGGAGUUGCUGGAACAUCUACAGCAGUACUCACCUCAUACGGCGGCGUUAGCUCAGUCUGGUAUCAUUGGGAUGAGUCCUAAGGCGUAUCGGUGGGUUGAUGAGAUGCGCGGAAUUGGUGAAGCGUUUGAUCGUGAAGGUGGAUGGGAUGGAGUUGGAAGUAGUGUAUAUGGCGGGUUUGCAGAGAUAUACCGAAGCGUGGCCGAAGAUACCAUUCUGGGACAAGAACGAGUCGAGGCAAGACAGCGUGGGACUAGCGUGGAGGAUGCAGCCACGAUCAUAGCUCAACGUCAGGAUCGGUCCAGGGUCGGGGAUACAUAG